CAAGUCAACUUGUGUGUACAGGUACUUUUGAAGGUCUUUUUUUUUUCCUUCCUACUUGGUUGGUUAUUUUUUCUAAUGGUAUGGUGUCUCUCUCUCUCUCUUGCUGUUCUCUCUCAUGUUCGUGUGGUCUCUUCGUCUCUUUUUUUACUUGGUUGGUCUCUCAUUCUUUCCCUUUCCUUCAUCUGUCUCUCAUUGUCAUGGUGUUUUCUUUGAGAUCUCUUUUCUACGUGGUUGGUCUUUUUUUUUUUUGGUUUGUUCCUAUUUGGUUGGUCUCACCCAUGUUUGAUGGUCUCAUUCUGUUUUCUACUUGUUCUCUGUUUCUAUUAGUAUUAUUAUUAUUAUCAUUGUCAUCAUCAUCACUAGUAUUGUAUAUAUUGUUUAUAGUGUUACUAUUUAGUUACUCUUUUUUUUUCUCUUGUAAAAAAAAUACC
Molecule: messenger RNA, 431 nt
Organism: Halteromyces radiatus
Lineage: Eukaryota; Fungi; Mucoromycota; Mucoromycetes; Mucorales; Cunninghamellaceae
Exons: 1
Coding region: 116-286 (56 amino acids)
Source: RefSeq, a predicted model, not a curated record